Mugil cephalus (flathead mullet) is the source of this 9902-nucleotide messenger RNA. RefSeq names its product zinc finger protein 827 (gene znf827). The transcript is spliced from 14 exons. NCBI's taxonomy places the organism in Eukaryota, Metazoa, Chordata, Actinopteri, Mugiliformes, Mugilidae. Gene Ontology annotation, cellular component: chromosome; nucleus. Bases 1963 to 6513 code for a protein of 1516 amino acids. Gene Ontology annotation, molecular function: chromatin insulator sequence binding. Gene Ontology annotation, biological process: regulation of transcription by RNA polymerase II. The record is from RefSeq and is a predicted model, not a curated record.
UACAAUCAUGGCCAGUGAUAGCUGCAUGCACGCAAACACACAAGUCUAUUUAAAUUGUAAUACACAUCAUUGUAAUAUUCAGCAUCACAACCCAACAUUACCCUCUCCUCAACUGAAAACCCUAAUGAGGUGUCUUAAUCAUUUCAUGCGGGAGAAGCUAUAAUAAAUCGCUCUUUACUAUUUGUGGAAAAUGUUUGUCCACUCUCCUCCUGAUAGGCCCCCAUUUAAUCAUGUUGUUCUGUUUCCUAAUUAGCAGAAAUGCAAAGUGUCUUUGUCACCUGUGGACAGCCAAGAGGGCUAAUUUGGGCUUUUCACUAAUUGCCACGGUAACGAGCCUCCUGCGCCUCCGCUGGGGGUGGGUGGAAGGCAUGGCAGGAGGAGGACUGGAGGAUGGAAGGAUGGAGGGAUGAAGACACAGCUCUCCUCACACACGGCCGAGGUGUGAAAGAACGCGGCAGGCCAACAGAACGCAGCCUGGAGGAGUCCAACAGCAGGGAGUGGGGGACAGCCUGCGCUGUGAAAAAGCCCCAACACCCAGCUGAGAGGGAGGAGGAUUCAGCUCGGGCCGGUUUUUGGUCUCUCAACUUUGAUGAGGAGAUAUGACUACAUUUGGUUGGGUAAUUGUUGGACAGUUUUCUGACACUGACACCUGUUAUUGCACCCAUUCUGAUUUAAUACAGGUUCCCACUCGAUGUCCAUUUUUUUUUUUUUUUUUUACUGUUUCUUAUUAUAGACAAAUUCCAGGAACAACUCAGCAGGCAGUUUUUAAAUCACCAGCUUGACAUGUAUGAAACCCGUCCGUGAGCGAGAAAUGGAGGUAGGAGGAGGUAGACAGAAGUAAACGAAAUGAAAACACAGAAUCUAGGUUGUUGUUUUAUUUUAUUUAUUUUUUUUUUGUUUUAUCCCAAUUACUUUUUCCUUAUAAACCGUUUACACAGUUUGCGAAAUGAAUCGGUGGAAACUUUUCCAUGAGAAGAGUGUGUAUAAGAAGCGCAAACUAAAUUGCUCCGGAAACGUUAUAAUAGCGUUAAUAUAAAUGUAUUAUCCAGCCCGAAGUACAAGCAUCACUACUACGUAAGAGGCAGGAUGGGUUUAAUGUAUACAUUUGUCAAAUUCAUGUAUAAACUUAACCAUCUAGUCAAUAAUAACCCUCUAUUGUUGUAUUCUUAUCAUGCUACGUAUUGAAUACUGUUUUAUUUAUUUAUUUUUUUAACUAUAGCCGAAUUUGCGAUUUGGUCAUGGUGUUAAACUGUGCAGUGUUUUCCUAAUGAAUGCUACAUUCACGGCUUCACGUAUUUCACAGCGGUCAGAGCAGAGAUGUACAUUCAUCUUUGCAUCAUUCGCAUAAAUUACUAUCGUAACUCACUAUUAUCUCUCUCUCUCUCUUUUUUUUUUUUUUUUUAAGGAAAUUACACCGACUCCGUUAAUGUAACCCGACUCCAUCAAUAUGGCCCCUGCGCUGAAUUAUGCCCCUCUUUGCUUUUCCACAUAUAUUUUCUUUUCAGCAUUACACCCUGAAAGCUUGGGGGCACCUUGUCCGCACGUCGCUCUCGGGGGCGAGCUCCUCGGAUGUGUGCGUGCGCGCACUGGCGUGCUUGAGCGUGUGAGAGCGUGCGAACGUGUGUGUGAGUGAGUGAGAGUGUGUGUGUGUGCGUGCGUGCGUGCGGUGCGCGCGCGUGUGUGUCUGCUCUGCUGUUGCUGCCCUUUGAUCCCUGCAUUAGUGUUAGUUAGGGGCUCGGAGACACACUUGCACCGAGAGCAGCCAUAGUCAAGACACGGCAACAACAACAGCGGCGCCUCCUCCGCCUGUGUUCCCAUUCCCCAACAAUACACUUUAAACCGAGCAAAGCCAGGUGCACGACCAAGUCCCUGCCAUCACUGGCGCCUCCAGUCUCAAUGGGAAAAACCUUUUUUCUUCUUAUCCCUAAACAAGGACGAGAAUGUGAUUAAAAACGGGGGAAAAUGCCAAGGAGGAAGCAGGAGCAACCCAAGCGCCUGCCUUCGCAUGUGGACAGCAAUGAGGAAGGAGGGCCUGAUGGAGGUGCUGUGGAGGAGGAAAGCUGGUUUGGGAACGCUUCUGACACGCGCUCUGAGUCGUCGUCUUUUGGAGACACCCAGGAUGAGCUCCUCUUGACCAGGGGCUCGUCUCCUGAUGAGCGGCCGGGAUUCAGCGCUGCGGAUACCUGCGGAGGCGAAAGCUCAGUGGGCUGCCACACACCCGUCCAUCGUGCCUCCUUGGAACUCCUUGGACUGGAUGGAGGUGCGUUCUCGACCCAGGACACGCUCUCCUCCGUGGUGUCGUCACUGUAUGGCGAGGCAGCAUCUCGAGCCUUGGGGAAACCUCUGAGCAGCAAUCUGCGGCGUCUCCUGGAGGCUGGGUCACUGAAACUUGACUCUGCAGAGCUGCUGGGUCGGUCAUCCAGAGGAGGCGCUGGGGGUGAGUCCCCUCCAAUUGCUCUAGCGCCACCUUUGACCCUCUCCCCGUCUUCCCACCAUGCCCAGCAGUUAAGUGCUCUUGCCCGAAAACUCGCCAAUAACAACAACAGUGGCUCAGCCUCGCCAGCCUCCUUGGCACCCUCAGUCACCAACAUUAAGCAAGAGCCCCUUGACCCAUUUAACUCUGUCACCCCUAGCAAUGGCAGCGGCUUUGUAUGGGCAGGUGUUGCAGACAAGUGGCCACCAGCCAGCUGCUCCACGCCCUGUGGCUCCAGCCUGUCCCCAGACUCUGCAAUCCAGAAGUUAAAAGCUGCAGCGAAUGCUGUGCUUCAAGACAAGAAUGCCGUGGCGUCCUCCUCAGCGACGUCUUCCUCCUCCUCCAAUUCUGCCUCAUCUGCGGUGCCGACCCUGGGAGGGGGAGGUCGAGGAGACGAUGUGGUGCGCUUUGAUGCCUUCAACUCUCCGUUUAGCCCACAGUCAGCUAGCUCCACACUCGCUGCUCUUUCCAAGAAAGUCAGUGAGCGUAGCCAAGCCUCAUCAACAGCCAGUGCUGCUACGGACCACCAAGCCUCAGCUAGUUCCUUUCUCUCGCUUGUGUCAAUGACCUCCUCUGCUGCCUUGCUCAAAGAGGUGGCAGCCAGGGCGGCGGGAAACCUGAUGGCAGAGAAGAAGGAGGGUUCUCCGUUGCCAUCUACUGGGGUCCUCCAAGAGGAUGUGAAGCCCCUGUUGGACAAGUCCCAGAAAGCACCGACGCCCUCCACACCCACUCAGAACCUAGAGUUGCUGUUGCCUUCUACUCCAAAGGCCAGAGGCAAACAAACCAACAACCAAGCAGGCUCUCCUGAGGAUGGUGGCAAACCAUUCCAGUGUCCUGUAUGUGGACUGGUCAUCAAACGCAAGAGCUACUGGAAGAGACACAUGGUCAUCCACACAGGCUUGAAAAGCCACCAGUGUCCGCUGUGUCCCUUCCGCUGUGCUCGUAAAGACAAUCUCAAGUCCCACAUGAAGGUACAUCAGCACCAGGACCGGGGUGAGACGUUUCAGUGCGAACUUUGUCCCUUCACUUCCUCCCGUCACUUCAGCCUGAAGCUUCACAUGCGCUGCCACCAGCACUUCCCCCGCACAGACGUCAAGGUGAAAGAGGAGCUCACCACCGACACGGAGGGCGAGGGCUCCCUGAUGGGUGACAGUGGUUCCGCGGACCUCAGAGGGACCGAGGUGUCCCCGCUGCACUCAGACACUCAGCAGCAGACGUCCCCUCCGGUCGAGGCUUCCUCCAAUCAUGUCCACAUCAAGGAGGAGCCGCAGGAGAGAGAACUGUCCGUGCUCUCCCCCUUUAGCAUUUGCCGGGACCGUCCCAGCAGCAGUGCCAACUCCCUCGACCUACCUGGAGUUGGGGUCAGAUCUAGUCCCAGUGGUCCAACCACAGCCUCCCUCUUCAGCCCCGACAUCACUACCAAAACAGCCACUGACCUGCUUAUGAAGCUUUCAGCGGCCAACCAGAGGGAGACACUCAAGUCUCCAUUCCACCUGAAGGAAGAGCCCAAAGUGGAGGAAGCACUGAGCCCUCGACCAUCCUCCCAGUCCCAGGUUCAGUCGAGCUUCCCUGCGGCUUUCUCCCAGGACGGUCACACGGGGGCUGCAGCCUCAGAGCGUCCAGGGCCACUGAAACCGAGGGAAGGAAGCCCCAUGGCUAAGAACAGCUUGCUGAGCCAGGAUAUCAACGUUAAGGUGGCCUCUGAGCUGCUAAUUAAGCUUUCAGAGAACAACAAAGAUGCCCAGUAUCAGAAGGUGAAGGUAAAGGCAGAACCCAUGGAGGUAGACCCGCCCCCUGCAGAACUCACCCCUCCUGCCUCUCACCUGCUGGCCUUCAGCACUUUAGGGGCGAGUGAGAAGAGUGAGCCGACGAGUAACCUCCCCGAGACAUUGGCCUGCCCCCAGAAAGACCUCUUCUCCCAAGACAUAUCGGUCAAAAUGGCCUCUGAACUAUUGUUCAAAUUGUCAGAAAAAGUGAGCAAAGCCAACAACCACAAAGACAGUAACAUGGUGGGAAUAAACAGUCCAUUUCUGGACGAGUGCUUCAGACAAUCACCCUUUAACUCACGCUCCAAGAGCACUUCCCCCGCAGAGGCCAGCUCCUCCACCAGGGCAGCAUUUCAUGACUCAGAAAAGGACGACAGCGAGCUGGGGAAUGGGAUCGCCCAGUGGAGACUAAAUGAGCAGCUCUUCCCCUGUCCCGUGUGUGGCAAAGUGUUUGGUCGACAGCAAACCCUUUCAAGACAUCUGUCCCUGCACACAGAAGAGAGGAAGUACAAGUGUCACCUGUGUCCUUACGCCGCCAAGUGCAGGGCUAACCUCAAUCAGCACCUGACCAUCCACUCCGUCAAGCUGGUCAACACGGACGCGGAGCAGAUCGUCAGCGCUGUUACGGCCGACUCUGCUGAGCGCAAGAACUGCCCGUACUACUACAGCUGCCAUGUGUGUGGUUUCCAGACGGAGCUGAACGCCCAGUUUGUCAGCCACAUGUCGCUCCAUGUGGACAAGGAGCAGUGGAUGUUCUCACUCUGCUGCAGCGUCUGUGACUACGUCUGCAUGGAGGAGAACGACAUGAAGAGCCACAUCAGUACUGGACAUGCAGGUCUGAACUCGAGAAGUCCCCUCAGCGAGACCAAGAGCACCUCGUCGUCCCUCUCCGCCCUCAGCGACUCCCUCAACAGCUCGGAGGGAGGAGACCUCACCCACAGUAACGAAGAACUCAAGAGCCUGCUAGCCCCGCCCUCCUCCGCAGGCAGCCAAUCCAGCUCCGGAAGCCACUCGGGAUCAGGAACCGAGGACAAGUCGGACAAAGGUUUUGAGUGCGUCUUCUGCAACUUCGUGUGCAAGACGCGCAGCAUGUACGAGCGGCACCUCCAGAUCCACCUCAUCACACGAAUGUUCGAGUGCGACGUUUGCCACAAGUUCCUGAAGACGCCCGAGCAGCUGCUGGAGCACAAGAAGUGCCACACCGUCCCCUCCGGAGGGCUCAAGUGCCCUUUUUGCAUCUACUCCACCAAUCGUCCAGCGGCCAUGGAGUGCCACCUUAAGACGCACUGUAAGAUGGAGUACCGCUGCCGCAUCUGCCAGGGACUGUGGCCCGACCAGGCCUCACUGGAGGCCCACAUGCGCGGCCACCGACUGGGCAACCACUACAAGUGUGAGCAGUGUGGCUACUUGUCCAAGACGGCCAACAAGCUCAUCGAGCACGUGCGUGUGCACACGGGCGAGCGGCCCUUCCACUGCGACCGCUGCUCUUAUAGCUGCAAGCGCAAGGACAACCUCAACCUGCACAAGAAGCUGAAGCACGCGCCGCGCCAGACUUUUGGCUGCCAAGAGUGCCCUUUCACCACCACACACCCCUUCGUCUUCAGCCGCCACCUCAAGAAACACCAGAGCGGAGGAACGGGGGGGCUGGACGGAGGCUUGGGGGGAGGAGAGGAGGAGGAGGAGGAGGAGGAGGAGGACGAGGAGGAGGCGGGAGGGGAGGAGCUGCCGCCGCGAGAGGCGACGUCACCGGGGGGUCCUGCGUCGCUGCGGCGGAGCCGGGAGAACUUCCUGUUCGGCGGGGGGGGCAGCAGCGGAGGGAGCGGGAGCAACAGCCCCCUCACGAGCCUAACAGCAUCUCAGGCGCUCCAGUCCGUCGCUCUGUCGCUCACUCUGGGCAAGUCCCACCAGCUGAACCCCCCCAGGCCCCCGCACUGCUCGGCGAGCACCAACGGCAGCGGCGCCGCCAGAAACCCCGCCGGCGCGAGCAGCGGCAGCCCCUCCCUCUUCCUCCCCUCCUCCCGUCACAUGCUGGAGCAGUACAGGAACUGCGACCGGGCCCACCUGAUCCCCCUCACCACCCUGUUCACCCACAACAGCCGCUUCACAUUCCACUCGCGCCUCCACUCCAGAGGGCGGCCGGCCACGUCCCCCCUCCUCCUCCUCUCCUCCGACUCCGCGUCCCCCUCCUGCGCUCCCGCCUCCUCACCCUCCUCCCACAAAAAACACUCCUUCCUGGCCUACCUGGGACUGAUGGAGAGGGCCAAGACCGUCUGACCUCGCCCACCUCCCCUCCCCUCCCCUCCCCCUCCCCCUCCCUUUCCCUCACUCCUGGGACGGUGGUGUGAAUGACACUUGACCACCGCAGUGGGAGCAACAUCUUUUCCAAUCAGACCAGCAGAAUAAGCUGGACCAGACAAAAAAAUAAAUAAAAAAAAGAAGAAAAAAAAAAACAUUUAUAAGAGAAAAAGGCUGUACAUGCUAAAAAUGCAUUUAUAUCAAAAAGCUGCUUUUCUUAUCAGUUCUAUCGAUUGAAUUAUUACUACUUCAAGUACUACUCUCUAUUACCUUUUUUCAGUUUUUAAACAUCUGAAUGACCUGGACCCAGUUGCAUUGUCUGAGGAAACUAACGUAUCUCAGUUUUAUAGCUAUUAUUUUUUUCUUUUCUUUAGCCGUUCGACAAAAAGUUGAAAAAGACGAAACAAAACUUGCAAGUGCUACAUUUUCGUGCAUUUUUGUCUGUUGCUAUUAUGCAUCAAAAUAGCAUGCCUGUUUCUGUGUUUCAACUAGCUUUGACGUCAUUAGGAAGCUAAAUUCGAGAUAUCCUGAAGUGUUAGCGGUGCAAUGUGGACAGAACCAAUGAAACGGUAUGCUUUUUAUUCAUCGACAAAGGCACGUUUCCAAAGCAACGCCUCAAACCACGCACUUACUUAUUUAUCAAUCUUGUACAUAGUUUUGUAGCCCUUCUCAUCUUUUUCUUUUUUUUUUUUUUUGUUUUGUUUUUUUUGGUUUUGUUUUUGUAUAAUGGUGAAACCGUGUUAUGCGUAGCUGCUGACUGAUAUCACUUCUGUCUCGGAAUAAAUUACUAGCUAUUUUUUUUUAUUAUUAUUAUUAUUAUUCUAAGCUCACAAAACAGAAAAUAAGCUGUGAUAAUGUAAAUAUAUAUUAAAAACAAAUAUCCAAUCUGAACUAUCCUGUAGAAACAUUUAUUAUAGAAUAAUUUGAAUAUAAAUGCAAAAAAAACGUCGCCAAUGCAUUUGCACUUACAGAUAAAAUGAAUAUAAGAUAAAAAAUCCUAGAGACAACAAAUGUGUGAAGAGACGGAAGCGUCCUGUCAUCACUUCUGAGACCAGGUCGAUAUCAGCACAGCACUAUAUGCAGAACGAUGUAUCACGCACCUAUACUUAGAGAUAUAUGAGAUAACUGUUUUGUGGAGGUGACCGGCUCUGGGUUAGCGAGCUGCCCGCAGCCAGGGUCACCACAGGCCGAUUCAAUGGUGCUUUUUGGAGCUUUUUGUAAUUUUUGUGUACAAAAAAAAAGAAAAAAAAACCUGUUCCAAAAUGACUUGAAUGAAUGUAUUUUUGUUUAUGUACAUGAAAAAGAAGCGAUACAGAAGUGCGAAUAAGAACAGGGACGUCUUCAGUGCUGGUAAAGACGGGGGGGUGGGGGGGGAGUCGGUGUGUUUGGUGGCCUUUCUGUGUCUUGUGUUUUGUUUUUUCCAUUUUAUUUUAUUUUAUUUUUUACUUUAUUUUUUACUGAGCCUUUUACAUCAUAAUAAACAUUUUCUACUAACAUUCACGAGAGAACCCGUUGUGAGAGAAAGCUCCUCUAGGUGCAAUGAUGGAGCAAAGCCAUUCAUUUGUACAGCAUUUAAUGUUCAAUGGCUUCUGUUAGGCUGGCAGACAAGGUACUGCUUCUUCUUCUUCUUCUUCUUUUUUAUUUUUUUUGUCACCCCCUCCCUUUCUUCCUGUCAACCUUUUGAGUUUUAAUUGCACUUACUGUAGUUACACUUCAAGCCAAAAGCACUUAAACCUUUUAUUUUCUUUUUCUUUUUUCUUUUUUCUUUUAAGUGCUAACUCGGAUCCAUCAAGUUACCGUAAUGUGAAGUCGGCUUUAUAGUCGCUGGAAAUGACUCAAUCAACACCCCUUAGUUUCACAUUUAGACGUUUCUGGUGGUGCAAAAGGCUCUGCCUCUGUGAAAUCGGAGAAAGUAAUUGAAUACAAAUUGCAUGAAUUAGACAGUAGAGGUCAAGCUCCCCCUGGGAACUAAAGGUCCCAGGCUAAAUUGUGAUCGCCAAUUUUGCACAGUGCUGCACUUUUUUUAAUAUGAGAAUAUGUAUGUGUCAGUGAAAAUACAAAUUGUUUUGUUUUUAGUUGUUUUGCGAAAAUGGGGCAGCAUAGUACAAGCAUUUUUAUUUUGGAAAAGCUUUACCCGUUAUUGAUCACGCUUGUGUUCCCAAGUGUUCUUUCAAGCCAAAAUCCCUUAUUUGUAAAGGGAUCAUUUGUUUUUAAUUUUCCACGUUUAUUUUUUUACUACCAUUAUUUUACUUAUUGCAUUUUCUUAUAAUUCACUGUUUUGUUCUUCUGUUUUUUUUGUUUUUUUUUUUCCUCUGCUUGAGUCACAUCAGAAUAAUGUUGAUUGGACAGAGAGCGUGCACGGUGAAGACCAAACUGUAGCUUCGCCGCGGGACGUGAUGUUAGGAUUGAAUCCGUCACGUCCUGCUCAGCGGCGAAGCCUCGACCGUCUCCCUCCUUCCCACACCGCUGCUUGUUUGUUCCUUUUUGCUCUGUCGACGUCUGGCGUGCUGUCUCUGGAGUAAAAGGAGCAUCCCUCUCUCUCUCUCUCUCACACACACACACACACACAAACACACUCUCCCUGUACUAUCUGUGUUAUCUUUUAUACUCUAGUGCCACUUGGUGGAAGGAAACCACCUGAGACUUCUGAGAAUGAGUCAAACUAAUUAUCAGGGUCCAGUAGAGAAUAAGCGAGAGGGAAAAUAAAUAAAUAAAGAAAUAAAAGAAUGUGUCCACACUUGACACCUUUUUAAAACGUCUGCCUUUGAAUACAGCGUAAUCAUGAAUGGCUGCACUUCUUUAUGUCCCCUUUAGGCUGAGUGUGAUGCUGAAAAAGGCGACGGGGCUCAAUCCUUUUAGUAUUCUCGAGCACUUAUUCGGUUUAUUUUGCCCAGCCGUGAGCAGCGCACCGACCUUUUUCCUUUUCCUCUUGUUUUGAUUUUAAGCUUGACUACCUUUUUCGGCACUUCAGAGUAUGCAUGAUAUUGUCCUCUCUCCCUCUUUAGCACUUAAUUAAAACUAACUCCCUCGUUUUAGUUAGCAUCCCACUGCACUGUCUACAAUCAGUUAGCUUUAAGUUUGGCUGCAUCUUAUGAUUAGAAAAGGCUCAACUAUCUUAACUUUUGGCACUCGGUAAAGAUUGGUAUGUGCUGUACAAAGCUUUUUGUUUUUCCUUUUCUGUUUUUUUUCUUUUCCUUUUUUUUACUCCAUUGUUAAGGCUGUACAGGGUUGUGAUGAUAACUGGUAAAUAGAUCAUUUGUACUUUUUUCCGUUUUUGUAUUUGUUUUCUUUGUUUGGCAUUAUUUUAUGUUCAACUUGCCAGAUCUAAAUGUAACAGGAUUUGAAAGUAAAGCUUACAUCAGAUAUUA